Messenger RNA from Dreissena polymorpha, 2167 nucleotides. RefSeq lists its product as uncharacterized. NCBI's taxonomy places the organism in Eukaryota, Metazoa, Mollusca, Bivalvia, Myida, Dreissenidae. The transcript is spliced from 11 exons. Bases 11 to 2032 code for a protein of 673 amino acids. Gene Ontology annotation, molecular function: oxidoreductase activity; copper ion binding. Gene Ontology annotation, cellular component: plasma membrane. The record is from RefSeq and is a predicted model, not a curated record. Gene Ontology annotation, biological process: iron ion transport.
UGCGUGCACCAUGCAAACGCUAUUGAUUCUAGUUGCUGUAUCUGUGGUGGUACAUAAUUAUGUUGUUGGACUAAAAUCGUACAGAGUUUUGGAUACCUAUGACAACCACCUGUGCAAUAGACCAUGUCAAGUGAACAGACCUCAGACCUGCUACUACGAUUUCGAGCUGGAGCUCUACUUUGCGCUUCCUAAGGGUUGUUUCGACUGUCCCCGGAACAAGACCGACUGCGCCCGUCCCCACUGUAUAGCGGCGGACGGCGUCAGUAGAGCAGUGUAUACCGUCAACCGGAUGCUGCCCGGGCCAGCUAUACACGUCUGUGAAAACGAUACGAUCGUCGUGAAUGUUGUGAACCACCUGACGAACGGCGAGGGGACAAGUAUCCACUGGCAUGGCGUCCUGCAGCAUGACUCGCAGUUCAUGGAUGGCGUCGCUAUGGUGACGCAGUGUCCUAUUCCAAUAAGAGGAUCAUUUGAAUACAGGUUCAAAGCUGAAAACGCUGGUACCCAUUUCUGGCAUGCGCACUCUGGCCUGCAGCGUGCCGACGGCCUAUUUGGUGCCCUUGUAGUGAGACAACCGGACGAGCUGGAACCACACCUCGGCAUUUACGACUUCGAUUUACCGGAGCAUACGCUCAUUGUGAACGACUGGUUGAAUGAACUGAGCAUAAACCGGUUCGCUCAUCACCACGUCGCCGGUGGAGACAACAAACCGAGGUCAAUGCUUAUUAACGGCAAAGGUCGCUUACAAAACUUCACCCACGAAGACAACACCACCAUCUAUACGCCUGUGCACGUGUUUACCGUGUCUCGAGGCAGACGAUACCGAUUUAGAAGCAUUAGUAACGGAAUACUGAACUGUCCAAUUCAGAUUUCCAUUGACAAUCACACGAUGACCAUGAUAGCUUCCGACGGCAACGCAUUCGAGCCCCUGGAAGUGGAAACGUUCAACAUAUUCGCCGGUGAAAGGUUUGACUUUGUACUCUCCGCCGUUAUGCCCGUCGGCAACUAUUGGAUCCGAACGCGCGGACUUGCCGAUUGCGGGGUGAAGAGCGCGCAUCAGGUCGCAAUUUUGCGGUACCAAGGUGCCCCUGAUCAAGAUCCUCCAUUAAAUGUAUCGUGGGACCUUGGAAAUAGAAGUGGAAAGAAACUCAACCUUUGGAACCAGAGGUCCGGACCGGAUCAAAUUGCGGUAGCAGACCUGACGUCAAAGAACGUGCACAAUACUGCACUGUUAAAGGAGAUCCCGGACAAAAAAGUCUAUCUUGCCAUGGACUUUAACUCAAUCGACAACUAUCACUUUCAUGAUGAGAGUUACUACCCCUUGGCGACCGUCCAGAAGGCCUUCAAAUUGCUGUCGCCGCAGAUGAAUCACAUCAGCAUGGUGUUGCCGCACGCGCCACCCCUGUCACAGCUUAAAGACAUACCAGAUACAUCCUUUUGCAAUGCUGACAACACCGGAAGCACGAACUGCUCGGAGGAAUUCUGCGAAUGUGUUCACCGUAUACAGGUCGACCUUGGCGAUACAGUGGAACUGGUGGUCAUUGAUGAGGGUGUACCUUUCAAUGCGAACCACCCCAUGCAUCUGCACGGUCACGCAUUCCACGUGGUUGGAAUGGAUAGGCUCGGCGAGAACACAUCACUGUCUCAGGUCAAAGAGCUAGAUGCACAAGGAAAGCUACCCCGCAAUCUGCGUACUGCGGUGCUUAAGGACACAGUUACCGUCCCCGACGGCGGAUAUGCCAUUCUCCGUUUCCAUGCUGAUAAUCCAGGUUUCUGGUUCUUCCACUGCCACAUCGAGUUCCACGUGGACAUUGGGAUGGGGAUCCUCAUACAAGUAGGAAAGGUGGGAGACAUGCCGCCUGUCCCAAAGAACUUUCCGAAAUGCGGCAACUGGGCCUUCAAUGGAAACGAGGACAUCAAACAGACCGAGAAAGUCACCUGUGUGAGCGGGGCCUCGGAGCUAACUUCCGCCUCUUUCAUAUCUUUAAGCGUGCCACUUAUACUGUUCCAUGUAUUGAACUCCAUGAACUAGAAAAACUUUCACGUUCGACGGAUGAUCCGGGUUUUUUGUGUGUACGUAAUAUUUUUGUAUCAUCACGUUCUUAUAUGGACCUUUUUAUUUGUCACUUCUUAAGCUAGAAAUGCAUUCCAUUCCUGUGAUCCGUUU